AAACAAAUACUUGAAAUAGAAAAGUUCAAAUGUUUGAUGACCCAUCAUGUUCAUGUGUUUUUGUGUUUUUUGUAGGAACUAUAUGAUACUUUGUACCCUAAACAAUUUCUUGUUGCAAUUUAUAAUUUUACAAAGUGACAAAAUAUAUGCAAACAUUAUCUGAAUUUACUUUUCUCUUGUUAACUUUUUCAUUGCCGCCUGUGAACAAAGGUGGGCAACUGCUUCAGGAUGCUGAAAAGGUUGCUCCCCCUUGUGCAUUUCCGGCUGCUGCAGACCAUGACUCAUUUGCAAUCUCAUUUUUGGAGUUAAUUUUUAGGAUUUUUUUCACCUCAUUGCCUUAGAUUUAUUAGUUGAAGUUUAGAAACCAAUGUAUAUAAAGACUUUAGCUACAGUGAACUGGUUACUACAGUUGUUAUCAUUACAAUUGAUGUUCACACAGUUCUCUGCAGCAGCCAUAGCAACAAAUAGAUGUCCUGACGGAUAUAAACGUCGUAUAUUAUGGAUAAGAGGGAAACAGGCUCGAGAAGUGUGCUGUAGAUUUGUAGAAUGUAAUCCAGGUUAUUAUGUGAGGACUUGUGAUGAGGACUAUGGCUGGGACAGGUGUGAGAAAUGUCCUGAUAAAACAUUUAUCUUUGAUAAAACCAAUUCUACAAAUGCACACCCGUGUCCUAAGUUUGAAUGCCCACCUCACAUGAGACAAGUUAAUUAUUUUCCUCUGGGUAGCUGUCAUCAGCCAUGUUUAUGUGACACAUCUAAAAUGUAUUACUUAAAGAAUGAUCAGCGAGACCAUUGCAAUUGUUUACUGUAUGAAGGAUCUUGUCCAGCUUGGCAAGUUCUAUCACUUCUCGGAAAAUGUGUUUCACCAAGGGAUGCAGAGUUAAUAGAAGAGAAAACUAAACCUAAGAAUCCAGUGACAUUUCCUCCAUCUUUUGUCAAUCCAGGGGCAGCAGAAAAUAGUAAAAGUAAAAAUACAGAUUCUAAGAGUAGUUUGUCGACUACUAGUUGCGUUUUAAUAUCCAUAGUGUUAGUGGCAGCAUUUAUUGCAUUAAUAGCAUUUUUGUAUCUCAGAUUUUAUAGACAGAAAAAUCACAAUACUCAUGGUACUGAAAGAGUAAUUUUACCAGCCGUCAACAGACCAGUGGCUAAUGUCCAUCCUCAUGCAAGAAAUGAAAACAAAGUGACAGCAACAGUGACAAUAAGUGCUCAGCCAGUCAAUGUAAAUCAUUAUCUAACAGCACCAGCUAGUCUGGUCACAUCUCUAGCAAACAGUCAUGUAGAAACAGAAGCAUCACCGUCAGUACCAAACAAUCCCGGCACAUGGCCGUCACCUGAUACUGAACAGCCAUUAAAUUAUGUGGACCUUUCACCGUGUCAUUUAUACCAAUCAAUACGGAGACAGCAACCUAUUGAUGGGUCACCUGACAUUGCGGCAUCACAGCCUUUAUUACACAAUGUAGAACAUUUAUAUCCAAGUUUACCACCGUCAACAAACUUGUUGUUUUCACGAUGUUCUUCACAAGACUCAGAAAUAGAUGAUGAUAAUACAAAUGUGAAAUCAACGAGCUGAUUUGUGUAUAUUUUACAAAUUGUAAAAAAGCAUUUAAAAUAAAUUAACCUCUUUUUACUGGAGUUUAUAUUUCACUGAGGAAAUUAAUUAAUAAUUGUUUUAAAAUUUUGUUAUUGAAUCUGUGCGUUUUUGUCACUUUUUAAAAAAAAUUUUUUUUUACAUUAAUGGGUUUUUGUGUCACUUCUGUGCCUUUAAAAAUUUAUAAAAUGACGAACGCAUCUAAUUUUCAUGCGUUAGAUUUCAAUAUAAAAAAUUGAUUUGAGUUUC
Mytilus trossulus (common blue mussel) is the source of this 1834-nucleotide messenger RNA. RefSeq lists its product as uncharacterized. NCBI's taxonomy places the organism in Eukaryota, Metazoa, Mollusca, Bivalvia, Mytilida, Mytilidae. Bases 368 to 1567 code for a protein of 399 amino acids. The record is from RefSeq and is a predicted model, not a curated record. The transcript is spliced from 9 exons.